Messenger RNA from Mus musculus (house mouse), 2036 nucleotides. Its product is annotated as predicted gene 12500. Lineage: Eukaryota; Metazoa; Chordata; Mammalia; Rodentia; Muridae. The transcript has a single exon. The coding region runs from base 251 to 868 and encodes 205 amino acids. The record is from RefSeq and is marked validated.
CUAGGAAGACAGGAAGAGUAGGAGGCUGGGUCUUGUCUGAGGUCGAUGGGAAAGACCCCAGCCUACUCUGACCUGUCGCUCUGCCUGUACACUCAAGAUCUGCUUCCUUGGACCCUUCUAGGAGCCGUUCACGUCCCCUAGGUCUUGCAGGCAUUGCCAAGACCCCCCACCCACUUAUCACCCGACCCAGGCACCUCUGCCUUGGAGUCCCUUUAUCAACCACACACGCGCCACACACUUACCUGAGGCCAUGCUGCCCAAGUCCCGCGUGGACCAGGAAGGCAGCCUACGAAAGUCUGCACAGCGAGGGAGCCGGGCUGAAGAGGGGAGAGGGCCCCCACCGGGGCGAAGUCGCGCCACUGGCCCCUGCACCCGCACUGAGAAGCGGGAAGGAAGGCAAGGUUUUCAAAAUGGCCAGCUGGCCGGGGGGCGGACUCCCGCCGACUUCAGCGGCCAGACUGACCUCAGGAGACCCCGGAGUCGCGACCCCAAGCCUGCACUCAAGAGGAAACAGGCCACGUGCUCCCCAGAAAACCGGACCCGGAAUUCGCCUAGGGUUCUUUCACCACUUUCUGGGAAUCAAUUAGGGAUCCGGCUCCUGUGGCCGGGCUACGGGGGAGUCACGCAACAGGUGCGACCCCGCCGAAACCUUCCGGGCUGCGCGCCAAUCUCGCGUACCCCAGGCCCCGCCAAGUCCGCGGCCACGCCCCGUUCGGCCACGCCUCUUGGCCUCCUGGCCACGCCCCAACCAUUUUCCCAGUUCCCUUACGCCACGUGGGCAGCCUCCGGACCAGGGUUGGCCUUGGCUUGGCCCUUUGGUCUUGGGCGAUUUCUGUGCGUCAGUUUCCUCAUCAGUAAGAUGGGAUGAGGCAAUGGAAACACCCCAUCCAAAGAAAGGAGUUACUGAGGACUGAAGGUAAAUCCCCUUUGCACAAUGUCUGGCACAAAGUCAGGUAGCUAUUAUUAGGGUCCCAGAAUCCAUUUCAAGCAGAAGCCCUGCCCUUGAAUUCUCCGCAUUCCCACCUGAAUCUAUUUCCUUCUAUCAGUCAUUGGUAGGCAGGAUGUGCCCUUCAAAGCCGGUUCACCAUCCCACAUUAAUUUCUAUGUUGACGUUAGACUAGCCAGAAUGCCUAGGUUCAAAUUCAGACAUCUCCACCUACUUUCUGACUGAUGGUGAACUUCUCUCUGGGUUUUACUGGUUAACUUUGGCUCUUACACCCGCUCUGAUGAAGAUAAAGGAGAUAAUUAUAAGUGCUUAGACUUGUGCCUGGCCUGUAAGUUACUUCCCAAUCAGUGUUCCUGGAAGAUUUCUUUGGCCUGGGAUCACUAUGGCCAGCUCACUGAUUUCUCCUUGUGGGUUAUGAGAAAUUGGGCUGUUUGAAUAGGGCCACAGACACCCUCUCAAACAAGGAUUCCUGCCUCCCAGGGGCAGCCUGUACCUACAGGAACCCUGAAAAGGAAAGUCCUCCCCUUUAUCAGCAGCAGUUGGUCCCUUCCCUCGCCUCUCCCCUGGGGGAGUCUUUGCCCCCUCACCCAGCUGCUCUGAAGUCUCUCCAGCUGCUUUCAGUCCCUCCUCUCCCCAACUGGAACUCUGAGUCCUGAUCCCCCAUCUCUAUCUGCAUCUGAUGUGGCCUCUAGGGAGUCUCCUAUCCGCUAUACUAAAACAAACUUUAAAAACUAUUGCCUUAGGCUGGGGGUGUCAGCUCAGGGGCAGUAUCCCUCUGCCUUACAUGCGAAAGCAAACCCCAGAAUUGCAGAAAAACGAUGAAAAUACAAAUUUUUAAAAAACCCUACAGGUGGCCUCCAUAAACUUGGGAGACCAGUGGGUUAUGGGAAUCCAGCUCACAGAGAAUCAGACUAAAAUAGAACAAGGAGAACCUUAUUCUUACACCGUUACGUUUAAAUAUCAAAACAGGAACCACUAAAAGCAUCGGAUACAGGUGAUGGUGUACUGAGCUGGGGCACGCAUUAUGUGGCUGUAAAUACUAAUAUAAUCUAAGAACCGUUUGGCAAAAUAAAAUCAAGUAUCGCUAUAA